GAUUUUGUGGCCAAAUUCUGGUCUUUUUUGUGGACACAGCUUGUGACACUAAUUGAGUGUCUUAUUUUGACGAGCAGAAACAAUGUCGUAUGCUCCUGCAUUGGUGAUGUCGGUCUUUGUGGCUGCAGAAGCCCUCCCACCCCAACCCACGGAAGCACUCCCACCCCAACCGCCAGCCCCCCAACCGGCUCCUCAUCAACCAAGGCAACGGAGGCGUGCUAGGCCACCAAUUUUCCGCACCCGUGUCAUACUUUUUGGGAUGCCAGAUGAUGUGGUUUUGCGUAGAUACAGGCUGCCACCACAUCUAAUCCUAGACACUCUCUCCAUAAUAGAGAGUGAUCUGGAGUCUUCAAUUCGGUAUCCUACAGCAAUACCACCAUUGACACAAUUCCUUGCUGUGUUACAUUUUGUGGCCACAGGCUCAUUCCAGCAUGUGGUUGGAGACCUGGUUGGCAUGUCGCAGGGCCAGUUCAGUAAGGUCCUGCGGCGUGUCAGCCAGGCUUUCCUAAAGCGUGUUAAGCAAUUUAUUGCUAUGCCUUUGGAUGCUGGUGCCCUAGAUGUGGUGAAGCGGCAAUUUGAGGAAGGUGGUAGUCGCUUCCCACAUGUUAUUGGGGUUGUGGAUGGCACACAUGUAGCUAUUGUCCCACCAAGACAUAAUGAAGAAAUUUAUAGAAACAGGAAACUGUUUCAUUCUCUGAAUGUAAUGGUUGUUUGUGGGCCAUCCCUCCAGAUCCUGUCCCUGAAUGCUAAGUUCCCUGGGAGCUCCCAUGACGCACAUGUUAUUAGACAAUCAGGGAUAUGGCAGAGAUUAAGAUCAACUCAACGCCAAGACAUGUGGUUAUUGGGAGACCGUGGAUAUCCUUGCACCCCCUGGCUCAUGAGUCCUUACCGUAAUCCCAGGCCAGGACCACAGACGGCAUUUAACUCCGCGCUUACUGCCACUAGACAGCUGGUGGAGCGCACAAUUGGUGUGCUUAAAGGACGUUUUCGUGUGCUCCACCGCACUGGUGGCGAUAUCAUGUAUUCGCCGGAGAUGGCAAGUAAAAUAGUGGUCCUGUGCGCUAUACUUCAUAACAUCGCGGUAAGGAGUCGCGUUGAGCUUCCUGACACAGAGGAAUUGCCAGAUGAGGAGCCAGGGGUUGGGCGGAGAUUUGGUGGUGGGAGUGUUUCCCGGAGGGGCAGCCAAGUAAGGGCAAGCAUUGUCCAAGAAUAUUUCAGCUGAUUUUUCACACCAAAUGUGGGCGAGCACAACGGCAAGGUGCUGGUGCUGGUAGUCCACACCAGCAACAUUCCCCAUCCCCUUCCCGAUCACACUCCCCCUCUCCUGCCCAAUCCCCCUCUCCUGCCCAAUCCCCCUCUCCUGCCACCUCCCCCUCUCCAGCCACCUCCCCCUCUCCUGCCCAAUCCCCCUCUCCUGCCCAAUCCCCCUCUCCUGCCACCUCACCCUCUCCAGCCACCUCCCCCUCU
Molecule: messenger RNA, 1467 nt
Organism: Pseudophryne corroboree (corroboree frog)
Lineage: Eukaryota; Metazoa; Chordata; Amphibia; Anura; Myobatrachidae
Product: putative nuclease HARBI1
Exons: 6
Coding region: 83-1222 (379 amino acids)
Source: RefSeq, a predicted model, not a curated record